This is a messenger RNA of Botrytis byssoidea, 4542 nucleotides long. RefSeq lists its product as uncharacterized. Lineage: Eukaryota; Fungi; Ascomycota; Leotiomycetes; Helotiales; Sclerotiniaceae. The transcript has 2 exons. The record is from RefSeq and is a predicted model, not a curated record. The coding region runs from base 1 to 4542 and encodes 1513 amino acids.
AUGGUUUUUCGACACAACCCAGCCAUAUCAUCCGUUCGUGCUUUAUUGGCGGAACCCAAAUUAUCAGAGAUAAUUAUCCAUCUUACAUUCGCCUCUUCGUCCAUUUCGAGGGCAAUUUGUACUCUAAGGAAGACAAUAAACCAGAAGAAGCUCUCUAAUGCAACGUUUCAGCAAUCUGUAUCCAACAGUCUUAAGAUAGUGCCAAGAAACCACAAACUUCAUCCUUGGAAAUUCAUCAAUAUUGAGCUAAAUUUUGAAGGGGCAGAAUAUAUACCAUUAAUUGACGAAACAUUGAAGGAUAUUUUGGGAGAUUUUGCCUGUAACUUGGGGCAUUUCGAAGGUUGUCCUGUUUCCGUGGGUACGUCCCGGUUCCUACCAGAUAGUGGCUCUUAUGUUCGUGGAUUGGUGAAUCACGAUGAACUACUCCACUACACUCCUCGCCCUCGUAUAUUCAAUGGAUAUUCAGCUCGACAAUUAAGCCCUACAGAAACCUCAAAUGCGAAUUCAACUUCCUGUAGCAAAGCUGAUGCAACAAUUGCGCAAUAUACUUUAAUUGGACUUCGAUUAAGUGGUAUUAAGCUACGUGGAGAUCGUCAUGAACCCUCAACAUCUGCGCAAGAAUCCAGUUCGGAUUCGACAUCAAAGGAUAGCUCUGGAAAAAACCCCCAUGUGAAGACAGCCCUCUCCGAACUAUCCGAAGAGCUCAAUAAGCAAUCUCAACAACAAAUGCAGCAAUCACUGAUACCUCAGAGCAUGGGAGCUACUGCUAAAGGACAGCCAACAACUGAUGACCGAACGAUGCAGUGUCACCAAAUGAAGAAGAUGCAGAUGCUGGCCAAUGCCAAGCAUUCAAACUAUCAAAUACCUACACACAUGCCAACCACUAUGAAAGAUGAUCCUAUAGAAGCCAUUAACUCCUCUAAUGGUUCGGAUGAAGGUGGAGUUUCCAUACAUAUAAAACCAACCCCGGAUUGCUUUGAGGUGGUGAAAGACUGGGUAGAACAAGUUGAAACGGAACGACAAGAUACCAAGAAAAAGUCAUGUUCAUACCCUCUGCAAAAUGAAAGCUCUGGUACGAUUCUUGAAUGGCCAUGGGUUCAAACCGAGCUACAUGGAGCUUUGCAACGGCUUGCUGUUGCGGAAAGCCCUACCUUAGAAGUGGAAUCCAGGUCGGACAGUGAAGGAGUGACUUUUUCCAUUCCAGACAGUACUCCAUCCAGGGCAAGCCCGGAUCAGUCAGCUUCAACCGGCCUCGGGAGCGUCACAAGUUUCGAGACCUUUUACAAUGCUCCGUUCGCAGCAGAUGUUGAAGAACCAACUUCAAUUAUCUCAGAAUGCCUUCCUCAUCUUCGUGGAGGAGAUAAUUCAAACAGAAACCGUUUCAAACAAUACUUUGAGAGAAUCUCCGAGAGAAUCUCCCGCUACAACUUUCAGAAUGAUAUAGAUCUUGGUUAUGGUGGUUCUAACUGGGCUGCGAAACCGUUUCUUGAGUAUGAUCCGACGGAGGACUUGAGGUACUCGAGUGGUAUCUGUCGAAUUGAUACAAAAUGCAACACUCGAAGUAACAAUCCUUCUGUCGAAUCUAUCAUCAAGCUCGAUCCUGAAAAGUCAACCCAAGGCCAUCGUCUUGACAAAUUGAGCGCCGAAUCUAAAUCAGAAUAUCAUCACGACUCCACGCAGAAGCCCAACAACAGCAGUGAUUCUACACAUUCAUACACUGACCUUGAAAUAGGUGAUCAGCAAUUGAGAGUAGGGACCAGAAGUACGGUUGAGAGACUUUCGAUUAACAGUCCAUCAAAAUCAUCAAAUGCUACUCAUAUACGCAAUAUAUUGCGUGCUAUAGUUGGAAUUCCUCUGAAGUCUAUCAAAGAUAGGCUUUGCGAUAAAUAUAAGAAAACACUCCGAAACAAAGAGGUUGAAGAUAGUGAUGAGUACGAAGGCAGCAAAGGAAUUAGCGAUGGAUUAAAGAGACUACUAGAAACUAUGGAAGAAAGGGAAAACAAGAGUGAGGAGAAAUCUUUGGACGACAAAAUUGAGAAAUAUGAGCGGUACCCCGCACUUGUUAGAACGAACGAAGGUCCGUACUUGAAAAAUGCGUACCAGUAUCUAUGGCCGGAGUUUAAUAGCUAUCUCAAACUUGCGUCAAAGACAAAAGGGUUGGGACCGGAUCCAACUGUUAUUGAAGGACUACUUUCUAAAGACUACACCGAGGAUCACUCCAGCAGUCAUGUCAAAGUAUCGAAACCGACAGGUACUCGUGAGAUGGGAUCUGAAGAUAAAAUCCAAAAGAAAGAGAACAGACUCAAUGCAGAGACAAGCUACCAGCUGAUCACCAAUUUUAUGCUAAAAGCAAAGCUUGCCAUGGGAAUAACUCAAAGGAGAAUGAAUCUGGCAAGAAUUGCUCAAAGUCAAUUAUUUCGUGGUUCAUCGCCUAACCCCAAGACCUACGGCCCUACAAUGAUUUACUUGACGAAUAAGACUCAACUACGAGGAGGGAGUGGGAAUGAUAACGAGAAUAGAUUUUUUACAAGAAACAGACUGAGGUUUGCGCGAUUAUUAAAAAACCGCCCAGAAAGUGAAGAUGCAAUAGCGAGACCUGCUCCACCGGCAACGAGAAAUGUCAUGCCUGGCACUGGAGACGGACUGCAAAGACAUCAUCGAGAUGACAGUGGUGUUUCAGGGAUGGGGGAUGGGCAAAAUCGAGAUAAAGAUGAAUCUGUAGAAGAUGAAUCUGUAGGAAACGAAACUGUCGGAAACGAAACUAUAGAAAAUGAAAGUCCUCGACGAGUCGUCAACCUUUCAGAAGAAGGAGCCGAAACCAUUGAAACAGUUACAGAGGUCGAUUCGGAUACUUCAGAGGAGAGAGAAAAUGCAGCAAAUGUUGAAGACACUCAGUCUCCAAAGCCUUCAGAGCCUGAGCGGGCCUCAAGACAACGACCUGAAGAACAACAGGAAGAGAAUGAGACGGAAAAUAGGACGCAACGGCGUUUCAGAAAUGAGAUUUUAAAUAUCUUAUGGAAAUAUCUUGCUCUCAAGGAGGAAAUCUGGUUUAAGCGCAACGCUAUCAUACAUGGUACCCCUAGUUCCAAGCACAGCUUCGAAGCACAUCUUACCGCCGAAAAUGUAAACGAUAUCCGCCAAUAUGUACAGAACGGUUUGGAAAUGGUAGGUAUGAGCAACGAACCGCGCGAUACCGUUGCUUGCCCCAACUUGGUUACACGCGCGAACAAUCACUUAUUAAGGGCACGCCGCGUGCGGGAAAUCUUUGAUACUUGGUAUAUAAGAGAAGGUCAACAGAAGAGACAGGAUGUUUCUUCCUCUAACGCGCGUGAAAGAUCCUCAGAUACUGGCGAGACCAGUUCAGUUACGGCAGGGGGCGCAGGAAUCUUGGAUAAUUGGCCUUUCGCAGCGGCUCCGAGCGAGAAUUUUAGGCGUGGUAGAAAUGCUAGCGAGACGGGUGCGGAUAUCCCGAGAACUUCUUCUGAUACUCAAUUAUUUCGUAGAAGGUCUUCACUCAUCUUGGCUCCGCUUCCGGAUUUGUUCCCAGCGCCUCAACCUGGUCAAAUAUUUAGGGGUGAAACGCGUGGGGAAUCUUCGAGGAGUGGCGUCGGUGGAAAUGCGGGUAGUAUCGCUGAGAAGAUAGACGUGUUGAGGGUGAAGAAUAACAUUGCUUCCAAAGCUUCUCAAUGCGAGUCCAGUGUUAAAACCACUGAUGAUAACGGAACUACGCAAAGCGGCAUGCCUAACUGUCGAGAGCAAAAUGAGGAUUAUGUAUAUCAAGAGCCUAUUCCAACAGAAAUCAUGCAGAGACUUGGAGACUUGGGAGCGUCGCGUGUGGAAGCUGUUAAUCUUCUCAACGCUACUGCGGGUAAUGUUGAUCGUGCGGCUGCAGUGCUGCAAGAUGAAAAUCCGCUCGAACAGGAAGAUAUGAGGAAUAUGCUUGUGGAUCCGGAGAAUGAUCUGCAUCAGGUUGUGGUGGUGACGGGUGUUCCGCCCCGGAGAGCCUUUUUGGCUCUGCUUGUUAGUGAGAGCGAUGUUGGUGGGGCGAUUGAUCUUUUAACGGGUGAUGCUAUUGGUGCGACGAUGAAUGAUGAGACGCCAGUUGAUGAGGUUAUUAGUGAAGAAGAUAGUGGGAAUGCAUCGAGUGGGAAUGAGUUGGAGAAAGAUGUGGGAGGGGAGGAGCCUGAGAAGAGUAGUAGUGAGGAGUCGGACGUGGAAGUUGCGGAAAUAAUCGAGGGAUUCGAGCCUCUUGCUAGCGAGACGGAAGAUCAUGAGAGGGGAGAUGAGCUCAGGGAGGACAAUAGUGAAGGAGUGAAUCUUGAUGCUGCUGAAUCAGAUGAGGAAUACCAGUCCCUUAUUGGCCAGGCAGAAAACGAUGAUGAGGAUGAUGUACACGAUGAAGAAGAUAAUAUGGUUAACAAUGGCCAUGCUGAUACAGAUGACAAUGAAGAUAACAGAGUAGACGAGGCUCCCACUAUUGAGCUGGAGAUGGUAUUUACUUCUCGUAAAGGAAAAGAAAGAGCAGAGGGGUAUAAUCUCUAA